AUGAGGGCCGUAGGAGUAUUCCUUACCACCUCGGAUACGGCAGACGUGUGAUGACUCAGCACAGCAUCGUCUUUCAGAAAGUUGUGCUUCCUUUUUUCCAACUAGAAUGUUGUGUUAUCAGCAUCGCACGUCGUGGUUCUAAUGUAUACUUGACGGCUCGCUCCUUUGUUCGUAUCCCAAGCCACGAUAAGGUUCUACACAUAUUGAGGUACUUGUGCAGAAAACCGCCGCCUCUUCGUGUGUGGACGAGAAGCUGUAAAACAUUUAUCUUGUCAUUCUACGUUUGUGUACAACGGGGUCUGCUUGGAGCUACUUCUGCAAAGCCACCUAUUUCGUUUCACCAAGAGCACGCUUGCCACAUGUGCUUACCAUUAUUUUGGUGGAUGAUCAUCAUGAUGCUCAACAUGCUGACAUGUGUCCAUCCCUACAGCGUGCACCUUUAUUCAUCGUGCAUGUGCGAUUACUGCACCAGUUUACUACUGUAGGGGUGCCAAUGUUUGUUAGACACUAGCUUUUUAUGACUGAAUUACUUAAUCACAAUCGUUAAUUAGUCUGAAUGUAAAUGUAAUAGUAUAAUUCGACAUGAACAUCACUAAAAAGAUUGAACCAACAUGAAUCCUUCCCUGCUGUAUAAAUAAUUGUUGUUUUCACUACAGACGUGAGCGACGUACCACAUACCUCUCACACACUUGUAAUUGUAAUAUCACCUCUCGUCCUCGUCCUCGGGCUUGUUUCAGAUGGUAGGAAUUUUUCAGUGAUCGUCUACGAGCGAUCGGUGUACCAAUGAGAUCUUAUUCAUGAAUCAACAAAGAAUAAGAAGUCUUCUUCGACGAAAGUGAGCAGCUGAAUAUAGACGGAAAGGUGUCGCAGCUCGGAACUACAGCGAAUCUAAUUACAGCCUGAAGAAAACCUCAUGAUCAUGGUUUUGCGCCUUUUCUUUCUUCCAACGAAUUUUUGGAUCACUAUAUUCAACAAUUGACUACAUCUUCGAUAGAACCAUUUUGAUUGAUGUUGAAAUGAAAAAGCGGGACGAGGUGAUGAGGGUGGAGUAGAGAGAGCGUCGAGAGACGAUGAGGG
Amoebophrya sp. A25 is the source of this 1077-nucleotide messenger RNA. The record is from the annotation of a GenBank genome assembly. Lineage: Eukaryota; Dinophyceae; Syndiniales; Amoebophryaceae.